Aspergillus candidus is the source of this 1075-nucleotide messenger RNA. Its product is annotated as DUF2293 domain-containing protein. NCBI's taxonomy places the organism in Eukaryota, Fungi, Ascomycota, Eurotiomycetes, Eurotiales, Aspergillaceae. The record is from RefSeq and is a predicted model, not a curated record. Bases 268 to 1005 code for a protein of 245 amino acids. The transcript is spliced from 3 exons.
GUUUCCCUCAAUCUAUCAAUUGUCAUCCACACCGUCCCUAGCAUGGGCAGAAUUGAUUCCUUCGAAUCGCUCAUGUCCACUUCGUUACCAGGUCCAUAGUGUCGAUCAACCCUCCAAUAUCGGCCCAUGAUUCACCACCUCCACGGUACAGCGGACCGGCGUUGAUAGCAUUUGAUUUUUUAGAGUCUUCAGCUUGAUCUUACUGCAAAGAUAUUUUCCUCUUCAAGCAAGGAUACCUGGCCUAUUGGCUCGCUGGCAUAGCGCACUAUGGCUGCGUCAAACAGAUCGUCCCGGAGAAAGACCUCGAACUCCUCAGCUGGUCGCAAAAAGCGUCGCUCAAAGCCGCGCCCUUGGCCCCCGGUUUCAGACGACCCGCUCGAAAAGAUCUGUUUCAAAAAAGAGCCCAUCCCAGAGGGAUAUGUCUUCGUACCCAAAGGAGACGUCUACAUUACUCGGAAUUGCCGGGUUAAGACCAAAGAGUCUAAGCAAACGGUCUACGCAGUCUAUGACAAAUCCAGUAAAUGGUCGCUGGGUCUCCGCGUGCCGUCCGACAUCUAUGAAACGGUCUCCCAAUCAGCGACCGAGACGGCGGAUUCUCGCGCCUAUGCUGUCAAGGUUCGCGAUGAGCGGGAUCAAGCGCACUCGCGGCAGCUUCUUCGCACCCAAUUCCCGCUCAUGCCUGAAGAUUCCCUGGAGAAGAUUCUCGAUCAUGCAUUCCUCAAGGGCUCCGGCCGUGUGGGACGAACUGCGAUGAAAACAGAUGCGAAGAAGGCCAAUCUUGCCGUUGAGGCUUACAUUCGGCACAAUUGCACUCCCUACGAUGCCCUCCUCAAUGACGGACUGGGACGUCUGGAGGCCAGGAAGGCCGUGUGGGACACGGUACGAGCUAUCAAGGCUACGUGGGAGAGGAAAUCCGUUGAGCCAGUGGAUGUGGUGGACCUUCGGAGCCCGACACCGCCUGAUUUGGAUAUGCAAUCAUCUGAUGAGGACUGCCUAAUGUCCUAGUUUAAGUGUGCACUUGGCCACGCCCCCCUAGGCGAAAGGUUGAAUGGCUUUACGAUGAAUCGACAUGGCG